AAGUUUUUUUUGAGUAAACUGACUUUUUCUCAUUAUUUUAACUUUUCUCUUCCUUAUAAUAAUCUAUGGUUCGGAGGAAUGAUUUCAAACUCUCUUUUACUCUUUCUGCAUUUCUUACUCUAUCUCUCUCAAUCCCUCGCAAAUCUUCCGUAAAACAAAACAUUGGUUUUGUCACGAAGAAAGAAUAUUAUCCUACUGUUCGUAAACUCAUGUUCAUUUCUCUCAGCUUGACACAUGCAUAAAAUGAAUACCAAAUUGUUAAGCUCUUUCUUUAGAUUAUCGCUCAUGCCAUUCAUACAAUCUGCGACGUUAACAUAGCACAGCAAUUGGAUUUUUUCCCUCAAUUAUAUAAGUCACGCAAUCAAUUUAAUCCUUGUACGUGAGGAUACGGCCUCCCUCUAUAUCCAAACUUGUCACACAAUGUGCAAAAAGAGUGGUAUGAAGAUAGCACAGGCGGUUCUGUCGAGUAUCAAAGAAGGGGGAAGUCAUUUGCUAUGAACGUGGUGGCAUAUCGAGAAGCUACUGGUCGACGCAAUCACCUCUUGUUUAAUUUUUUUCUCCUGUUAGCCACUUUAGUAUAAAAGCACACAACUGUUACCGAAAGGACUUACAACAGUUUCACCUAUCGUCAGUUAAGGAUUGCUAGAAAAAUAAUACAAUGAUAAAGACGGUGUUCUACGCCGUGGUCACAGCUUCAUUAGCCACCAAAAAAACAGCGAACGCAGCGUAUGCUGAGUUGCCAAUUGCAGAGGAAACUACUUCGGGUGUCGUCGCUCCAUUAGAAGACGGCAGAUACAGUGGCACAGGUCUUAACAACAUCAGAAACAUUUUAUUUGUAUCGGGUCUCAAAAGAGACGGGCUUAACCUUCGUGGUGCAAAGAGUAACAAUGGUGACUACAUUAUUCCAGGUCCAAACAGUGUUGGAGAUAUCUUAUCUGACCCAGUUCCUAACAGUAAUGAAAACGACUUUCGUAGUACAGGUUCCAACAGUGAAAAAUAUGACAUUAGUCAAGUUUCCAAUAACAGUGAAGAUGUUUUCUACGGUCCGGACAGUGAAGCAAUCAUCUUCCAUGGUUUAUAUCCCAACAGUGAUGAAAGCCAUUUUGAUCUAGGUUCAAAGAACGAUGGGGCAAUCUUCAAUGAUCCAGGUUCGAAAAAUGAUGGAGGCAUCUUUAAUGAUACAAGUUCCAACAGUGACGGAGGCAUUAUCCAAGAUAUAAUUCCUAAUAGUAAUAAAAGUGACAUUUCUGGUGAAAGUCCAAAAAGUGAUGGGAGCAUCUUACAAGGUUCAGGUUCAAUCAGUCACAGAGAAAAGAAUAUUAGCCCCAAUACUAAAAGUAAUAAAAAUCGCAUUUUUGGUCUACGUUUAGGUAGUAACAGUGAUGGAGAAAAAAUCAAAGGUUCCACUAAAAAGAGUGAUGCAGGCGUAUUCCAAGUGUUAAAUUCAAAAAUUAAAACAGAGAACAACAUUGAUAUAGAUACUAAUGGUGAUGGAGGUGGCAUCCAAAGUGCCGGCUUAAAUAGCGAUGAAUUUAACUGCUUAAGAAAAGGUUUCAGUAGCUAUGAAAAAGGAAACAUUGCAUCAGGUCCUAACAGCGAUGUAGGUGGCUUCCAUGGGUUGGAUCAAAAGAGUAGAGGCAUAUUCCAAGGAUUAUAUUACAAUGGUAAUGGAGAGGGCAAUGGUCCAUAUCCAAACAGUGCUAGAGAUUUUAUCAGUGGUCAAGGCCUCAACAAAGAUGGAAGUUACAUAGUUCCUCGUUCAGUCCCUAGCAAAGAAAAAAACAUAUCCAAGCAUUCAAGUUCUAUUGUAGAUGGAGAUGGUGACACAGGUCCAGAUCAGAACAGAGGUGGAGAUAACAUAUAUGGUUUAAAUCCAAAGAGUGUUAAAGGCAUCUUCCAAGGUCCAGGUUCCGAUAGAAAAAGAAAGGGAAAAAGAGUUGCAGAUCCUAACAGUGAUGGUGCCCAUGAGUCAGGUCUAAAGAGUGGUAGAGGAAUCUUCAGAGGUUCAGAUUCCAAUAGUAAUGGAGAAAAAAAUGUAAGAAAAUAUUCAAACGGUGCUAGAGAUGUCAUAAUUGAUCAAAGCAUCAACAACGAGGGAAGUAGCGACAUAAUUUCUGAUGCCAGUACAAAUGGGGAUAGAAACAGAAUUCCAAGCCCUAAAAAUUAUGAAAGCAUCUUCAGAUAUCCAGGUUAUAUUAGAGAUGGUGAGGGAAACUCCGGUCCAUAUCAAAACACGGAUGGCGAUAACAUCUAUGGAUUGGAUCCAAAGAGUUUUAAAGACUUCCUACGAGGUCCAGGUAGCAGUAGAGAUGAAAAGGGAAAAAUUGCCUCAGAUUAUAAAUGUGGUGUAUUUAGCUUAGAUGGGUCAGGUCCAAAAAGGGAUUUAGCUAUCUCCCGAGGUUCAGGUUCCAAUAAUUAUGGCGAAUAUAACAUUAGCCCAGUUAUAAACAGUGAUAGAGGUGUUAUAAGCGGUACAGGCCUCAACAGUGGUGGAAUUAGUUACUUAUUUCCCGGUCAUAGUAGAAAUCGUGACAGUAAAAUUAUAUCAGGACCCAAGAGAGAUGAAAUCAUCUUCAGAGGUAUAGGUUCUAUUAGAUAUGGAGAAGACAACAUUCGUUCAGAGCCUAUCAGUGAUAGAGGUAUAAUUUAUGGUUCAGAUCCAAAGAAUGUUAAAGAGAUAUUUCAAGAUCUAGGUUCAAAAAGAAAUGUGAUAGACAGCACUGGCCCAGAUCAAAAAAGGUCUGCAGGUGUCAUCAGUUGUUUAGCCCCCAAAAGUGAUUCAGGUAGCUUUAAUGGUUUUGGUUCCAGUAAACAUGGAGGUGGCAACAGUAACCCAGGCCUCAACAUAAAAGAUAGCAGCUACGGUGUUGCAUUUUCCAACAGUGACGUAGGUGAUUUUAAACUUGGCGAUUACCCUUACAGCGGAUGCAGCAGCAUCAAAAGAGCCAACAAGUUUGAAAGCAGGAACAGCGGCUGUGACAGUUACGUUAACGACAAAGUUAUCCAAAGUGACGACUUUAACAUUUUUAGUAGAGACUACAAACCUGGAAACUCUGGCUUCAAACAGGGUGACGACGAAUGCAAAUAUAGCGGAAGCGACUACAAAAUUGGUGAUGAUCUGUGGAAAAUUGCUGGAAGAGUUUAUAAAUUAGGGGGAAAUGGCCACUAUAUUGGCAAAUGCGGUUAUAAAAUUGAUGACGCCUAUCAAACUGGCAGUGGUGGCUUCCAAAUUGGCAGUGAUUACCAAAUUGACGGCAGCUACCAAAUUGGUAAUAACUACCAAGGUGGAAACACUGGCUGCCAAAUGGUUAAUGGUGUCCACCAAAAUAGAUGUGGCAACUUUGGUGACAUGGUUGUCCUCGUUGGAGGCGGCUGCAUCCAUAAUGACUACGUUGGCUACCACUGUGCAGGCACUAGUUACUACAACAAGUUCAACAACGAGGAUGCUUUUACUAAAUACCUUCCCGGUUGGCAAAGUUCUCUCAAAUGGAGGACUAUUUUGCCACAAGUUGCUGAACAACCCCCAUUAUAUGGAAACUAUUUCAGCUAUUACAAAUAUCCACUCCCACAUUUAUUUACAUUUACAAAUUUUGGUUGUUAUUAGAAGCUCACUACGAGAAAAAAUGUAUUUUUUUUUCUGAAAAUAUUUUACUGUACAAUACCAAAAAACUUUACAUACAGUUGAAAAAAGAGUACAAAAAAAUCAACUAAUUUAAAUCUGUGAUAUUUCAAUAAAAUAUUAAAUGAACGAAUGUAUGAAUGUGUAGAGUACUAAUAAAUAAUUUGUUCACUAAAA
Molecule: messenger RNA, 3796 nt
Organism: Bacillus rossius redtenbacheri
Lineage: Eukaryota; Metazoa; Arthropoda; Insecta; Phasmatodea; Bacillidae
Exons: 2
Coding region: 659-3604 (981 amino acids)
Source: RefSeq, a predicted model, not a curated record